Molecule: messenger RNA, 621 nt
Organism: Racocetra persica
Lineage: Eukaryota; Fungi; Glomeromycota; Glomeromycetes; Diversisporales; Gigasporaceae
Source: the annotation of a GenBank genome assembly
AUGCAAGAGAAUGUCAAAAAGAGAUCUAUAGGAACGAAAGGAAAUAUAACAAGUAGUAAUAUAGAUAGCGCUGACGUAGAAAAUGUAGUUGGGCAUGAAUAUUCGUCGGAUGAUCAAGAAGAUACUCAAAUAAAGAGAAUUAAAUUCGAUAUUAAAUCGGUAGAACGUUCAAAUGAUGACGAAACAUCUGGAGACCCCCCUCCAUCAAUUGAUGACAAACAAUCAAAAGAUAAUAAUACGCUUCCAGAUGAUUUUUUUGAUAAUUCUUCUAAAACUGUGUCGAGUCAACAAGAAAAAGCCACUAAUGAAAUCGAAGAAGAGUGGAUCCUAUUUCAAAAGCUGAUAUCUAAAGAAACACAAGUUAGUAAUCAAAUUGCGUAUGAAGAUGAAGAAGAAUUGCAACGUGAUAGAGAUGAAAUGUUAGAACGUGAACAAAAAAUGUGUAUUAAGAGGUCAGAAAGAUUAAAAGAAGUUGCCAAAAAAGUUCGUAAGAAUCGUGAGCAAAAAAUGGUUGAUAUUGUUAAGAAAGAUAUAGACGAAUCUGAUGACGAUAGUGACGAGGAUAUCGACGAUGGUUUUGAGAAUGAAUGGAUGGACUGGAGGGCGCAGAGAAUUUUAUAA